GUGCAAUCCUUAAAUCACUAUACUUGCCCCUUAAUAGUCAGUUUUUAACAGGAUACCAUGGAACUCUGUGCACUUCUGCUAAUGCUCUUGCUGCUGUCACUCGCUCUCUCUGGAUACACUCAACAAGCCAGACCAAAAGCUGAAGUGAGUGUAAGGCCUAGUGAUCGCAUCUUCAGCGGAGAGACUGUCACUCUCAGAUGUGACAUAGAGGAAGGUGACUGGACAUACAGUUGGUAUAAAGAUGGUUCAGUCAUCCCCAUCAGCACGAGAUGGUCCUCACUGCAGAACACAAGAUCCAGGGGGUGGAGUUGGAUCUAGAUCCAACUCCUCCCACCUUCCAUAGACCUAAACCUACCCGUCUCCACCCCCUGAUCCAUAAACCCACCCAUCCCCACCCCUAAACCUACCAAUCUCCACCCCCUGGAUGUGGAUCCAACUCCGCCCCCUGGAUCUUUUGUUCUGCAGUGAGGGGCUACUGAUCAGCACUGAGAGAGUCUACAAAUUCAUAUCUGAUGAUGAGUCUGACGCUGGUAAAUACACCUGUAGAGAAGAGAAGAAACGAGACUCGCGCAGAUCAGAGAUCAUUGGCACUGUUACACUGACUGUAUCAGGUUCAUCUAAUCUACUAACAUCAGUGUUUAUGUACAAACGUUUAUUCCUCCAUUAUACACUCACAGAUGGUUCUUUUGUUCAUAGAUUUACCCAGAGCUUCAGUCACAGCUGAUCCAGACAGGGUUGUGUUCACUGGAGAGACGAUCUCUCUGAAAUGUGCCAUAGAGUCCAGUUACAGUGACUGGAGAUUCCACUGGUCUAAAUACAGCAGCGCAUUCACUGCAGGCGAGAAAUACAUAAGCGCAGAGACUCUCACUAUUGAAGGUGUUUCUGAAUCUGAUCAGGAUAAAUAUUGGUGUUGGGGAGAAAGAGAGAGCAGACCAAUGAAAUCCCAGAAGAGUGAAGCUGUUUUAGUCAGAGUGGAAGACAGGGCGCAGGCGGUUUUGAAGAUUUCUCAGAGCUGGCUGACUGAAGGAGACUCGGUAACUCUGGGGUGUGCGGUGAGAAGCUCCUCCAGAGGCUGGACGUUCAGCUGGUUCAGAGAUGAUCAUGAGCUCCUGUCAGACAGCAGCAGAGGAGCUGAAGGCUCUUACACUCUCAGUCCUGCUGCUGUGAAGCACACAGGAGUUUAUUCCUGCCGAGCGGAGAGAGGAGCUUAUUUCACCGAAUACAGCUACACUCAGCUGCUCUGGGUCACCUCUCGACGGCCUAGAGCUUCCCCUAUCAUCAGUCCAAGCAGAUCUCAACACUUUCUCUCUGACUCUCUGUCCCUGAGCUGUGAGGACCAGAGGAGCUCUGGAUGGAGACUGAGAAGAUACGGCAUGACACUGGAAGAUUGUUCAUCUUCAGACUGGGGGUCAGAAACAGGAUCUACGUGUAGAAUCAGUUCUCUUAAGACAUCUGAUACUGGAGUUUACUGGUGCCAGUCUGAGUCUGGAGAGAAGAGUCAACCUGUGAACAUCACAGUACAUGAUGUUGAUGUGAUUCUGGGAAGUUCUGUUUAUCCUUUAAAUGAAGGAGAUCCUCUCAUUCUACACUGCUUACAGCAACAUACAAACUCCUCAAACCUCAGAGCUGCUUUCUAUAAAGACAGAUCUCUCAUUCGGACCCAAACUACAGAUGACCAAAUGACCAUUCCUACUGUCUCAAAGUCACAUGAGGGAUUCUACUACUGUAAACUUCCAGAGAGAAGCGCAUCACCGAAGAGCUGGAUCGCAGUCACAGAGUCACAAACAGAAUAUCAGAUUUCAGUCUUCAAACGGAUCAGUAGUGUGUUUGCAGCCCUUCCAUAUUUACUUCUGUCUAUCAUUCUGGGCGUCAAAUGGCACAGGGCUAACGGUAGACCGGAUGAAGUCCACACUGAAUAUGUAACAUGAAUUCAAUAAUGAAAUUCCUUUAACUGAAAAUUUUGUGUUUAAUCUUGUACAUUACUGACACUCUAUUCUCCAAUUUGAUACUGAGUGCUUUGACACAAUCUGUAUUGUUAAAAGCGCUA
This is a messenger RNA of Onychostoma macrolepis, 2047 nucleotides long. RefSeq names its product high affinity immunoglobulin gamma Fc receptor I-like. The coding region runs from base 678 to 1928 and encodes 416 amino acids. The record is from RefSeq and is a predicted model, not a curated record. NCBI's taxonomy places the organism in Eukaryota, Metazoa, Chordata, Actinopteri, Cypriniformes, Cyprinidae. Gene Ontology annotation, molecular function: transmembrane signaling receptor activity. The transcript is spliced from 8 exons. Gene Ontology annotation, biological process: cell surface receptor signaling pathway.